AUGGUGUUUCCUUUUUGCGGGGUUACUGCCUUUUGUUACCUGUUCUACCUGAUUCCAUGGAGAUCUCAGAUACCAGCUUUUGUUUGCCUGGCCUGUUGGUUCCUGUCUGGAUUCACAUUGAUGCCAGCUGAUAUUCCUGAUAAUAAUCCAUUGGUGAUAUCCAGCGGAGUUAUGAUCACUGUUAUAGGAGUAGCUGCAAGGUGGCUAGACAAGCAUGCAGAAGGCAGUAAGUAUUGGUCAAGUAUCUGUAGUCGUGACAUGAAAAAGUCAAAGUUCUCCGUGCUCUUCCUCUUGCAGGUACUAUUGGUGGGGUUGUCCUCAAUGAUGGUAUCACUCUCGACAUCACACAGAAUGCAGAACCAAGAGCUACAUAUACUUCACCGGUUCCUGAGUUGGCUCAUUGCUGCCACGGCGUAUCAAGAGCGUUGUCCAGGUGCAUCUAGUCUCCAGCUCUCAGAAAGACCAUCAAAGAUCAAGAAGCAUCAGAGGGAUUGGAGACAAAGGAUCGUGACUCUUCUCGGUGGAAACUGA
This is a messenger RNA of Eucalyptus grandis, 531 nucleotides long. RefSeq lists its product as uncharacterized. The record is from RefSeq and is a predicted model, not a curated record. NCBI's taxonomy places the organism in Eukaryota, Viridiplantae, Streptophyta, Magnoliopsida, Myrtales, Myrtaceae. The transcript has 4 exons. The coding region runs from base 1 to 531 and encodes 176 amino acids. Gene Ontology annotation, cellular component: endoplasmic reticulum membrane. Gene Ontology annotation, molecular function: mannose-ethanolamine phosphotransferase activity. Gene Ontology annotation, biological process: GPI anchor biosynthetic process.